AUGGUUGCCCUGCAGAUUAAUAAGCCAGACGUUGCUGCAUGGCUGCGCACUGCGGAAGGAUUCGGCCGCACAUGGCAGUUCCCAAACUGCAUUGGUGCCGUUGAUGGCAAACAUGUCCACAUCAAGCGACCCAAGAACUCCGGCACAAUGUAUUUUAAUUAUAAGGGCACGUACUCCAUCGUUCUCCUUGCCAUAGUCGAUAGUGACUACAAGUUUGUGGUCGUGGACAUUGGCGCCUAUGGCAAGCAGAGCGAUGGCGGAGUCCUCCAGCAGUCGCAGUUUGGGCAGCGCUUGGAGCAAGGCCAUCUGCAACUUCCGAGAAGCUUGGCACUGCCAAACACCAUGCAGCAAGCUCCAUGUGUGUUUGUUGGUGACGAGGCUUUUCAGCUCCGGCCAGACUUCCUGAGACCAUAUCCUGGACGAGAGCUUGAGGACAAGAAGCGGAUCUUCCAUUACCGCCUGAGCAGAGCAAGGUGAAAUUCUCUAAAACUCUUGGAACUCUC
Dermacentor silvarum is the source of this 503-nucleotide messenger RNA. RefSeq lists its product as uncharacterized. The record is from RefSeq and is a predicted model, not a curated record. The transcript has 3 exons. Lineage: Eukaryota; Metazoa; Arthropoda; Arachnida; Ixodida; Ixodidae. Bases 1 to 477 code for a protein of 158 amino acids.